CUACCUGGCCCUGCCCCUACCUGGCCUCCCCUACCUGGCCCUGCCCCUACCUGGCCUCCCCUACCUGGCCCUGGCCCACCCGCCAUCCCCUCCCCCACUCUGCACUAGAGAGUGGGUCUCAGAUUCACUAGUCCUUUCCCUAAGGAAGUCGGAUCCCAUUGGCAUCGAACUCCCAAGAUGAUCUGGAGCAGCCCUCAGACCAGGGUGGGAAGGGAACCCCAAACCCCACAGGGUCAGCUGUGGAGCCUGCCCCUGUCUUUUCCCCUCCCCUUCCCCCAAGCCCCCAUUUCCUUCCAGGCUGUUUCUUUUUUUAUGACUGUAAACAUAGAUAGUGCUUUAUUUUGUUAAUAAUAAGAUAAUGAUGAGUAACUUAACCAGCACGGUUCUCCUGUUGACACUCGGGGGAUUUCCUUUCGUUUUGUUUUCUGAUGGCAUAAUAAAGACAGAUCAUUUCGGAAUCUGGCCCUUGUGCGGGGGAGGGGGAGGCCGGCCGAGUCCGGAAGCCGGGCACCACUGCCCCCUGGUGGCAGCCGGCGGGAGCUUCAGGCGUGCGGGGAGGAGCCGGCUCCAGCAAGGGAGGCCCAGGUGGAGCCCGUGGGUGACACAGGACAUCCACGGAGCCCACACGGAGCGCCCCUGCCUUGACCAGACGAGCCCACCCAGGUCUUCAGAAACGAGGCAGUGGAGGCAGAGCUUGGACUGGCAAAUGAAGGCCUCGAGGGUCCGUAUUUGGACUGGACUUAAAGAACUUUUCAACAGAGAUGUUCACAAAUGGAGUGAACGUCCCAGCGCAGGAAGUAGUAGUCGGAGGCUCUGGGAGUCCCAGAUCGGAGAAGGCGGUGGUGAGGGCAGGAUGGCUGGUGUCCUGGAGCCCUACCCCCCACCCCCCCAGGGGGCGGAUGGGUCAGGUGGGACGCAGAGGCCAGGAACACGGUGUCCUGCUGGUUACCAGGAAGGCCGGGCCACAAGCUGUUCUCUGCCCCCGCGGUGCCUCUCCCGCAGAGACCGAGGGUCAGAGCCCAUGGGGAAGGUGAACCUCUGCCCACAGGUCGUUUGCCUGGAGCUCCCUGGAAGGGGCCCGAGGGGGUGGAGCCCGGCUCACACUCGGGAGGCCUGCAGCUUAGCCAGUUGGGUGGGGGUUCUGGUUAGUGGGGGGGGUGCUGGGGAAGGAGAGAUGGUAGAAGGCCCAGGCUUUGGGGGGCACGCCCCCACCUGCUCGCAAUCCUGGAGGACUGAGCAUACUUUCUCAAAGAAGGCAGUGGGGUGGUAGCGCCAGGUCAACUCCUUCCCGUGCAGAUGGUGGCCAGGGCCUUAGGGGCACAGGAUGACACCCCGGGAGCCCUGUCCCUGCUUUCCCUACUCGCCAUGGCAACACCUGCCUCCAACGCCGUGACAUAAGGCCCAGGAGGCCAGAAACAAAGGUGUGCCUUCAGUGUUAAUUCUGCCCUCUGUUCCAGGGCUGGCUCUGGCAGGAACGAGGAGGGUGGGCACUGCCAUGUAGUCCACCUGUCCCCACAGAUGACCUUCAGGUGCCCCAUCUGUCCAGCCCUGGCCCCCCUAUCCUCGAUGAGCACCCCUCCUAGGCUGCCACCCCUGGGUCCCCGUGACCUUGAAGGCCCCAGCGGUUGCCAUGGCAUCCUGGUGCUUCUGCAGGUAAAAACCAAACAACCAGAGUCCACCUGGCAGGCGGCUGUUCCAGCCCUGCCCCUAAGGGCACUGGGCACAUUCUGGAAGUAGAACUAGCAACCGGGCUGCUGGGAGGGGAUGCCCCUUCUCACCUUUGCAGUUUCUGCCCUCUCUUCCCUCUCGCCUUUUCGGAAGGUAAACAGAAAGUUCCAGACAUCACUCAUGCCAGCUGUCAGGCAGAGCAGCUCCCUUUCCCAGUAGCUGGGAGCCAGGCACGACUGUUUAAGGUGGCUGGAGCCCUUCCACGCAGGGCUUCACGGGCUCACCGCCGUGCUUGGCCAAGGUCCCUGUGCUCCUUGGCUCCCCUGCGUCCAGCUGAUUCUAACCAGCCGGUCAAAGGCAGAGGGGCUGAGAGUCACCAGCCCUGCCCGCUCUACAGGGAGCUUCGGAGCCCAGUGCGUGGGGAAGCGCAGCGUCACGUCCAGGGGGACAAA
Messenger RNA from Microcebus murinus (gray mouse lemur), 2120 nucleotides. The record is from RefSeq and is a predicted model, not a curated record. Lineage: Eukaryota; Metazoa; Chordata; Mammalia; Primates; Cheirogaleidae.